AGGAAGGUCGCGCUACGUCCUGCCCGUCGCGCGCGACGUGUGCCGUGGUCGCGUUAGCCGGUCGUGUGCAGCAUGUAAACACGUCGUUUUUUCUUUUUUUUUUCUUUUUUAAAUUACUGCCGUUUUUCUUAAACAGUUAAACUUCCGGCGACAUGGAGGAGGCGGAGAUCCCGGAGGAGUUGUUAGUUAAGCAGCAACGAAAAGAGAAGAAGGACCUUCAGGCCAAAAUUCAGAGCCUGAAAAAUGCUGUACCAAAGAAUGACAAAAAAAGAAGAAAGCAGCUGAUGGAAGACGUCGCGAAGCUGGAAGCAGAACUUAACCAGAAACACGAGGAGGAACGAAAACAACUGAAGAGUUCGGUCGCUGGAGAUCAGGCUGACAUUCUUGCCAAUGGAGUUGAGACCUUAGCUUUAGAAGGUGAAGAAGGCAAAGUUACCAAGCAAGGUCCUCCAAGAACCUCCAAGGCCCAGAAGAGGCGGGAUAAAAAGGCUGCUCUGGAGAAGGAGAGGGAAAUCAGGAUCGCGGAGGCAGAGCUUGAGAACCUGACUGGAUCGCGGCACCUGGAGGGCCAGAAGCUGUCGCGACUGUUGGCCGAGAGGCAGCUGCAGAUUCGGGAGAUCCCAUCGGAUGGACACUGCCUAUAUCGUGCUGUGGAGGACCAGCUAGGGUCGCGCGGGUUAAGCCUCGGCGUGGCAGAGCUCCGUACUCGGACCGCCCAGCACAUGAGAAACCAUGCUGAUGACUUUCUCCCUUUCCUCAUCAACUCCAACACAGGCAACAUGUACACGGCCGAUGAGUUUGAGAAGUAUUGCAACGAAGUUGCAGAUACGGCAGCCUGGGGCGGACAGCUGGAGCUGCGAGCUCUGACACAAGUCCUUCAAACUCCAAUAGAGGUUAUUCAAGCAGACUCUCCCACUAUUGUGAUUGGGGAAGAGUUCAACACGACACCAGUCACUCUUGUCUAUAUGCGACAUGCUUACGGGCUGGGAGAGCAUUACAACUCGGUGGAACUUCUGAAGGAGACCCCUGGCGAAGAGGAGGGUUGAAAAGAGAUGGGUUCCACCAUGGAUCAUGUGCUUCACUCCUGGCGUAUUAAAGGAAAGCUCUUGGACAAAGCUGCGAUGGGAGGAACAGCACAUGGCUCUGAACUGACAGCUGGAAUACAUUUUAUGUGCAAUUGCAUUUUAAGUGACAAAAAAAUGUUAAGGUUUUUGGCCCAAAAAAUGUAACUGUUUAUAUGCAUCAGUUCUUGAAGGUGGACAGUCUAGUAGUUUAGAAAGUAUACACAAUUCAGGGUCACGGUUUGGUAAUGUAAGACUAUUGAAGGCAAACGCCAAAAUGUGUUGUCAGCAUUACAAUUAAAGUAAACGAAAAGUUGGA
Molecule: messenger RNA, 1380 nt
Organism: Scleropages formosus (Asian bonytongue)
Lineage: Eukaryota; Metazoa; Chordata; Actinopteri; Osteoglossiformes; Osteoglossidae
Gene: otud6b
Product: OTU deubiquitinase 6B
Exons: 7
Coding region: 153-1046 (297 amino acids)
Biological process (GO): protein deubiquitination
Molecular function (GO): cysteine-type deubiquitinase activity
Source: RefSeq, a predicted model, not a curated record